Molecule: messenger RNA, 1318 nt
Organism: Helianthus annuus (common sunflower)
Lineage: Eukaryota; Viridiplantae; Streptophyta; Magnoliopsida; Asterales; Asteraceae
Product: bifunctional nuclease 2
Exons: 9
Coding region: 16-1014 (332 amino acids)
Biological process (GO): protein ubiquitination
Cellular component (GO): VCB complex; nucleus
Molecular function (GO): nuclease activity
Source: RefSeq, a predicted model, not a curated record
UAUAAACACGCCUAUAUGCACCCUCGUUUCUACCUCACCUACACCGGAAUCUCUCUUUGCAUAAUGCUCCGACUUCAAUUCUGUGCUCGGAUCUUCACCGGCGACUUCUCCGAUCAUCAAACAUUAUUCGCUAAUCACCUCCGACGAUCGCCGUUUUCGAUUUCGUUUUCCACUUCUCAACUGAAGCAUUAUCGUCGCCGAUCGUUGAAACCGAUUGUUAUAUCUUGUAAUUAUUCUCGUGAUAGAAGAUCUGGAGACUACGACUAUGAAGACAGUGAUGAUUACUUGGAAGCUGCUGUUCUCAUGACAGAAACUCUCUUGCACCAUCAGAUGCGUAUACAAGGAUAUCAAGAGGUGAUGAAAUGGCAACCCACUAAGAACUUUUUCCCCUUAUCGGGUCAGGGUAAAGGUUCUAGAAACAUCCCAACAAUUGGACCAGAGCUUCUUAGCCAGUUUCGAAGUCCCACCAUAUUUCUUAAGAUUUCUUGCGAUUGUGAUGGAGACUAUCUGCUACCAAUUAUUGUAGGGGAAUAUGCAGUUGAAAAGCUUAUAAGCUCCUCUCUGGAAGAUGAGGGAACCCCAAACCAUUUUCAGCUUGUGAGAAAUAUUGUUGGGAAACUUGGCUAUGAAGUGAAACUGGUACAAAUAACAGAAAGAGUGGGUAAUAUUUACAUGGCAAAUAUACGUUUUCACAAGCCCGGCAAAGAAGAUAUUAGAGUGGAUGCUCGUCCUUCAGAUGCCAUAAAUGUUGCUAAACGAUGCAGAGCACCAAUUUAUGUAAGCAAACAAAUUGUCUUGGCUGAUGCUAUUAAGAUCGUUUACAAGACGGGGAAAUUGCCUGGUAGAAAACCUACAUAUGACGUAUAUUUGGACAGUGCCAUAGAUGGUCCAGAUGAACUCUCUGAGGAGCUUGAUUUAGUUACAAAAAUGAAUCUUGCUGUCAAGGAAGAAAGAUACAGUGAUGCAGCCAUGUGGCGGGACAAACUUCUAGACCUACGCUCACCAGAUAAAUGAAUAUGCUAUGAAAUUCCUUUGUACCUGAAUGCAACUUUCAGCCAUUUAACGAAGAUCAUUGGCGGAUGUAUUUCAGUGUCUCACUGACAAAGUAACACAACUGCAAAUAUUCUUGUAUGUACAGAAUUGACGCCCCUUGAAAACAUUGUUCGUGUGGAAUUGUAUGUGAUUACCGAUUGGUCCCAUAAACCGAGUCAUGGUAAUUAUGAAAUCAGUGAUCCUUGAUGUAUCUUUCAGAAUGUGUUCUGAUGUAAAAACCAGUUUUUGAUUUCAAAAUCAUUUGGAUGGUUUUUGAAGUGGGCAA